GAGACGCCACUUCGAUGACAGGGCUGCCAUGUGUCUUACGCAGUGAGGCUGACACCAGACAGACUAUUUAGAGCCCUACGUGACACACCUGCGGCUUUUCCUGACUUCUCCCCGGUUGCUCUUACCCGGCUUUGUGCCGCCGUGCGCGACCCGGGUCUCGGGCUGAGCGGAGCCAAACUCCGAGGCAGCAAUGAUGAGUCGACCUGCCGUUGACACACGGAUAGGUGGACGGACGUGAGUUCGUGCUUUAUAUGGAUGAGCCCACCGGAGAUGUCAAGAAGGCUGAAGGGCAGAGAGGAGGAACAGACGUGAAGGGAAGAAGUUUACGGGGGUCAAGUAACGGGGGCCGGGAUCAGCCACCCUUCACCGGUACGGAUAUCUGAUGAUAAAACCAGUCUCUCGUUUCAGCUGAAGUUUAUUUCGACACAGCUUGUUCUUGUGUAGAUUUUCCAGCCUGACUUCACCGUGGCGAUGCUGACGAGGACCUGCUCAAAACACGCAUCACUUUACUUGGACAAGACAAAACUGUCCCACUGUCCCCGGUUGUUGCGGUUCAUUUUCUGACCGUUGGUCACAAAACCAAGAAACAAGCCAUCGCUGCAUCUCCUCCGCCCGGUAGAAAUGCCACCCGGUAUCAGCAGAUUACACGCGGGUCUGCACAUCAGAGUCUGGAGGAAACGAUGCUGAUCUUCUUCCAUCCCUCGUUUUCCGGCAGGGAAGCAGAGCGAAAGUAGCUCCACCCGCUCGGGCGGAGCCAGGCCGACGAACGAAGCGCUCCUCAGACGGCCCUCCUCCCUCAGUCAGCAGGUUCAUCUCGUCUCAGUCCGUCAGAUCCGCGUUUUCACGUCCGUUUCAUCACAUCUCCUUCUCGUUUUCUGCGUCCGGAUAAACCUGCCGCCCUCCCCGCUGAAAAACCCGCUCCCGGAGGCGGCGGCGGCGGAGGAUGAUGAUGAUGAUGAUGAUGGAGGACCGGAGCCCGUGUGCCCGCCGGCCGGGGAUGAUUUAAUCCACCGACGGCCAAUAAACGGCCGUGAGAUUCCCGUAAUAUCCCCGUCACACCGCCGCAGGGUGCCGCAGGGUGUCCGCGGCGUCCACGACCUCCUGUGUCAUCACAACGUUCAGUUCCUUCUAGUUUCCCGUCCCCCUUCAGGGUACCGGGGCUCGUCGUCCCGCAUGGCUUCCGUGGCCGCAGGGUUCCUGGGUUCAGCAGCCUGCUGCUCGCACUCCAAACUCUCCAGAACCGGCAGCCUGAAGCUGGGACGAGGCCGUUCGCCGCUGUCCAUGCCGUCCGGCCGGAGAUGUUCGGGGGUGUUUGGACUCGGGGGCGGGGCCGUGUCUCCGGGGCCCGUGGCGGCGGAGGUGGUGGAGCCCCGCGGCGGGACGGGGGCCGGCGAGGCCAGCAGGGAGCUUUUUGAGGCCUGCCGAUGCGGAGACCUGGAACGAGUCCGUAAACUGGUGAUGGCAGACAACGUGAACAGUCGGGACACAGCAGGGAGGAAGUCCACACCGCUGCACUUUGCUGCAGGUUUUGGUCGUAAAGACGUGGUGGACUUCCUCCUCCAGAACGGGGCCAACGUCCACGCCAGGGACGACGGAGGGCUGAUAUCCCUCCACAACGCCUGCUCCUUCGGCCACGCUGAGGUGGUGCGUUUGUUGCUUCACCAUGGGGCGGACGCGAAUGCCAGAGACAACUGGAACUACACUCCACUUCAUGAGGCAGCCAUCAAGGGCAAGAUCGACGUGUGUAUAGUGUUGCUGCAGCACGGUGCCGAGCCGACCAUCAGGAACACCGACGGUCGAACUGCUCUGGAUCUGGCAGAACUGUCCGCCAAAGCAGUGCUGACAGGUGAAUACAGAAAAGAUGAGCUUCUGGAAAGUGCAAGGAGCGGGAACGAGGAGAAGCUGAUGGCUCUGCUGACGCCGCUCAACGUCAACUGCCACGCCAGUGAUGGACGAAAGUCGACACCGUUACACCUAGCGGCGGGCUACAACCGGGUCAAGACCGUCCGGCUGUUACUGCAGCACGGCGCUGAUGUGCACGCCAAGGACAAGGGGAACCUGGUUCCUCUUCACAAUGCCUGUUCAUAUGGUCACUAUGAAGUCACCGAGCUGCUGGUGAAGCACGGGGCCUGUGUUAAUGCCAUGGACCUGUGGCAGUUCACUCCUCUUCAUGAAGCCGCCUCCAAGAACCGUGUUGAGGUGUGCUCUCUCCUGCUGAGCUACGGCGCCGACCCCACCUUCCUGAACUGUCACAAUAAAAGCGCCAUCGACCUCGCACCCACCUCGCCGCUGAAAGAGCAGCUCGCCCAUGAGUUCAGAGGUCAAAGCCUGCUGCAGGCGGCCAGGGAGGCCGACGUGGUGCGGGUCAAGAAACAUCUGAGCCUGGAGACCGUCGCCUUCAAACACCCGCACUCUCAGGAGACGGCACUGCAUUGCGCGUCUGCCUCUCCAUACACGAAGAGGAAACAAGUGUGUGAACUUCUGCUCAGGAGAGGGGCCAACGUCAAUGAGAAGACUAAGGACCUGUUGACUCCUCUCCACCUGGCGUCCGAGAAAGCCAACAACGAUGUCAUCGAGGUGUUGGUCAAGCAUGAAGCCAAGGUGAAUGCAGUGGAUCACCUCGGUCAGACGGCGCUGCAUCGAGCCGCUCGCUGCGGACACCUGCAGACCUGCAGACUGCUGCUGAACGCCGGCGGCGACCCGCUGCUCACGUCGCUGCAGGGAUUCUCCCCUUCGCAGCUGGGCAACAAGAGCGUGCAGGAGAUACUGCAAGAAGGAGUUCUCAUCGGAAACUCUGAAGUCGACCGACAGCUGCUGGAAGCCUCCAAAACAGGGGAUCUGGAAACCGUCAAGAAGCUCUGUACGGUGCAGAACGUGAACUGCAGGGACGUGGAGGGCCGACAGUCAACGCCGCUGCACUUCGCCGCCGGCUACAACCGUCUGGCCGUCGUCCACUUCCUGCUGCAGCACGGAGCCGACGUACACGCCAAGGAUAAAGGAGGUCUGGUCCCCCUCCACAACGCCUGCUCCUACGGUCACUACGAGGUCGCAGAGCUGCUGGUCCUCCACGGAGCUGUGGUAAACGUGGCCGACCUCUGGAAGUUCACGCCGCUGCACGAAGCUGCUGCCAAGGGCAAAUACGACAUCUGCAAACUCCUGCUGCAGCACGGCGCUGACCCAACCCGGAAGAACCGGGACGGUAACAGCCCUCUGGAUCUGGUAAAGGACGCCGACACGGACAUCCAGGACCUGCUGCGGGGCGACGCCGCCCUGCUGGACGCCGCCAAGAAAGGCUGCCUGGCCCGAGUGAAAAAACUCUGCACGCACGACAACGUCAACUGUAGGGACACGCAGGGGAGACACUCCACGCCGCUACACCUGGCUGCAGGCUACAACAACCUGGAGGUGGCGGAGUACCUGCUGCAGCAUGGGGCUGAGGUCAACUCUCAGGAUAAAGGAGGACUGAUUCCUCUGCACAACGCUGCCUCCUAUGGGCACGUGGACGUGGCGGCUCUGCUGAUCAAGUACGACGCCUGCGUCAAUGCCACAGACAAGUGGGCGUUCACUCCGCUGCACGAGGCCGCUCAGAAGGGCCGGACGCAGCUCUGUGCUCUCCUGUUGGCUCACGGUGCCGACCCCACCCUCCGAAACCAGGAGGGACAGUCACCUCUGGACCUGGUCACGGCGGACGACGUUCGGGCCUUGCUAGCAGCAGCGAUGCCUCCCUCUGCUCUCCCUGGUUGCUACAAACCUCAGGUCAUCAGCGUGGCGGCGCCGGCCUCUGGUUCUCCACCCCUUGCUGUCGUCCCACCGCUUCUCUCCUCCUCCUCCUCGUCCUCAUCCUCCUGCCCGGCCCCAUCUCUCCUCAUCCUCCCCACUUCCUCCUCUUCUGGUCUUGACGCCACAACAGCAGCUGCCACCGCUGCUUCUGCCGCUUCAAACUCCUCAUCUUCACCGCCACCAGCAUCUUCGUCGUCCUCUGCGAAUCCUGAGACGUCGGCGCUGCUCUCAGCGGGCGAGGGAUCAAGAGGCGCUGAGAGGAAAGAGGAAGGGGUCGAGCUCAGUAUCUGUCAGUUCUUGAAGAACCUGGGACUGGAGCACCUUCUGGAGAUCUUCGACAGAGAGCAGAUCACUCUGGAUGUGCUGGUGGAGAUGGGUCACCGCGAGCUGAAGGAGAUCGGCAUCAACGCCUACGGACACAGACACAAGAUCAUCAAAGGGGUGGAGAGGCUCAUCAGCGGGCCACAGAGUCUGAACCCUUAUCUCACACUGAACACAGCCAACAGUGGGACGAUGUUGAUCGACCUGGCAGCUGAUGACAAGGAGUUCCAGUCAGUAGAGGAGGAGAUGCAGAGUACGAUCAGAGAGCACCGGGACGGCGGCCACGCUGGAGGGGUCUUCAACAGAUACAACCUGGUCAAGAUCCAGAAGGUCUGCAACAAGAAGCUGUGGGAGAGGUACACCCACCGCAGGAAGGAGGUGUCGGAAGAGAACCACAACCACUCCAACGAACGCAUGCUCUUCCACGGCUCUCCGUUCGUCAACGCCAUCAUUCAUAAAGGUUUUGACGAGCGCCACGCCUACAUUGGCGGGAUGUUCGGCGCUGGGAUUUACUUCGCCGAGAACUCGUCGAAGAGUAACCAGUACGUCCACGGGAUCGGGGGAGGGACGGGCUGCCCGCUGCACAAAGACCGCUCCUGCUACGUCUGCCACAGGCACCUGUUGUUCUGCAGGGUGACUCUGGGUAAAUCCUUCCUGCAGUUCAGCGCCAUGAAGAUGGCUCACUCGCCGCCGGGACACCACUCGGUGACCGGCCGGCCCAGCGUGAACGGCCUGGCUCUGGCCGAGUACGUCAUCUACAGAGGAGAGCAGGCCUACCCCGAGUACCUGAUCACCUACCAGAUCAUGAAGCCUGAGUCCCCUGCCGACGGAUGAAAACCCAGCGGACGAUCAGCUGAGGAGAGUUUGAGGAAAUGCAGAAGACGGGAGCUCAUCGUUCCCCCUGCUGAGCCUUUGCUUUAUUAACUGCAUGCACAAAGAAAAACUUUAUUUAUACAAUGUAUAAACCGUAGGUUUUUAUCAGAUGCCUGUUUUUUCUAUGGUUUGCUUUAUGCACUUUAUUAACCAUGGGUUGUGUCAUGAUGUGAUGUGAUGUGACUGUUGAUUUUGUCCUUUCCUCACUAAAAGCGUGUCGUCCGGUGACUUCAGGGUACAUACAGCGCGGUCAGAGAGGAGGCGUCAGUUUCAUCACAUCGGUGUCGCGGUUCGGAAGUUGUCCACAAAAAAGGGCGAGUUGAAGGUGACACGCACCUGGUUUUUAUGUGGAGCACUGUGCAUUUAUACUUCCAAAUUAUUCGAUAAACUCAAGGCAGAAUUUUCUCCAACUGCCCAGGAGCCGCAGUCCUCCGUGAUCACGCUCCUGGUUUACUCCACACUAUUUGAUUCAUUGCAAAUUUGUUAGAAACUGUGGACUACGAUGGGUCCUCCAUCCUCUCAUCCCCCAUAGCCUGGUCUCGCAGAGGGACCCUGUGUCAAAAUCUAGUUUUAAGACCCGAAUUGUCUUAGUUUACAUUGUGUUUGUUAGUUGUAAAAUUGUGUUUUAUUAAAUUGCUUCCCUUUUUUUUUCUGUGUCAAGUAAUUAACACGCAAAAAUCCUCAGGUGAGGUCGUACUCUUCCAUCAUUGAACUGUGAGGCUGCAACCGACUCUUUUAUCAACCCGGUAUUUUUAUUAUCAAUGCGUCUGACAGGUAUUUUCUUUAGUGAGCGACUGAUUGUUACAUGAACAAAACGGUGAAAAACGCUGCGUUCUCAAUCCAUUUCUAAACUGCAGCGACGUUGCGUCGCUCAGCUGGACACGAGGCGUCUUUGAAAUACGUGGUUUUGACGGUGAGCGUUGGCGCCGGCGGUCCGGCGGGAGACACAGCCAUGUGUUGAAAGUGACCCUUCCUCUCUGAAGAGCCAGCGGCUGCUCGGUCUUUCCUGACCAACAUUUCCAAAAACGGUUCUGUGUGUUGCCUGGCAACGUCCUAACGAGGUGAAGUGCUCAUUUGAUUUUAUGAAGAUGUUGUGUAUACUUAUUUUUUGUACAAGCAUGUAAGCUCAUCGACAUUUACAAUGUGAAAAAAUGCUGUAUCUCUGUUUUGAGGCUGUCGGAAGAAGCCCGGACCGGUUCAGUUCCUGUUUUCUGUAGUACUGUGAUGAUGAUCAGUCCAUGCUGCACCCAGACUGACCCAGUCCGGUUCCAGACCACGUCCACACCACUGUGUCGCAGCAAUCGGUAUCAAUCAAUAGUCAAUAUUUCAGAUCUUCGGCCGCUCAGCUCAUUUUCAGGUUUGAGCUACAGGUCGUCAGCGUUAAUUAGGCUUCGUUAGUGUUAAUGUGGAUUCAUUUAGUAGCUGCCAGGAUUUCUGGCUUCUGGUCCAACAGCAGCUGAUCACCGGUCUGAACUGGAUCUUUACUUACAACAUUUGUUACUGACAAACGAUGAAAGAUGACCUUAAUAAGACCUUCGCGUCCGCCAUGGGAUCAUUCCUUAUCGCUGUUCCCUGAGACAUGGCCGGCGGUCCGGGGGUCUGGAACCGGGCUAACUCAAUCCUGGGCCAAUCUGGGACGAAAAGGGACGUCGUGUAGCGUCGCUUUUUCAGAAGAAUGUGUUUGCUCCGAAACAAUCACACGGUUCACAGCUCCGUCACAGUCUGGGAUCUCACGUACUCUUAAACACGAGAGAUGCUGAACGACUCUCAAAUUAAUCAGGGUAUUCUUUUUGUGCAUGUCUCUACAGCCAGUCCGCUAAGUCCAGUGUGGAUGCAGCUUGGUGUCUGUACAGUGUCAAACCUGGAAAUCAAAGAGGAAAUCCAGCCUUGAAUAGGACUGUAACCCCCCCAAGAGGAGGAAAAACAAAAAUGAGUGUCGUGUAUGUAAAUUUACUUUACUGACUGUUCUGCUGUUGUGAGUUCUUCUCCCGUCGUCUGUGGUGUGAAGUUAAUGGGCACCAAUGCGGCCGUUUGGUGCCCUAAUGCAUGGUGCCGCGGCGCUGUCUGACUGUCUGGUCCUCGUUUUGCCGGUUUCAGUGCCGACUGGGAGCAAACCAGCAGCUGAAUGUGAAGAGUUCGCUCCUGAAACGGGACAGUGAACAUCAUCUCACCGACCCUACAAACCGAUUGACAGGAAAAGACGUGGUGCUAUUUCAAGGAUUUGAGGUCUAAACUCUUAAUAUUUACAACCUUGAUCCGCUACACGAUCAAUGGAAAAAAAUAAAACUACAUCAGGAUUCGCGGCAUUUUGCAAACGCACUCCUCGCACGCCGUUGCACACGUUGGAAAAAGUCCCUCAUCCAGGUGCAUCGGGUGUUUCGUGACAGCAGGGUGCGAAGAGGGAAUGCAACCUUUUCCAUCUCGUGAAAAAUGUUAAAUGGCUUUCUAAAAGUAGUCGAGAAACAAAGUGUAGGAAAUUUGAAACUCUACCCGCAUACGUAACCCCGUGUUAAAUAUAUACAAAAAGCAGUUGGUGGCUUCUGCUGCCGUGGCGCGGUAUUUGAUGUUGAAGCAGGUGGUUUGUCAGUCGAAGCGAACGCGCCUCGGUCGGUUCAGGUGUGUGAAACGGUCCUCGGCUGUGCGGUCACUGCACUCCCUGCUCUGGCUCUCUCCGGGGUCUGGUCUUCCCUCGGCGGCAUCGGGAUGUUUGUGGCGAGGCUGGGCUCUUCCUCCUGUACGGUGACAGACGCACUGAGAGAAA
Xiphias gladius (swordfish) is the source of this 7735-nucleotide messenger RNA. RefSeq names its product poly [ADP-ribose] polymerase tankyrase-2-like. The record is from RefSeq and is a predicted model, not a curated record. Lineage: Eukaryota; Metazoa; Chordata; Actinopteri; Istiophoriformes; Xiphiidae. Gene Ontology annotation, molecular function: protein binding; NAD+ poly-ADP-ribosyltransferase activity. The transcript has 31 exons. Bases 1174 to 4935 code for a protein of 1253 amino acids.